This is a messenger RNA of Clunio marinus, 285 nucleotides long. Lineage: Eukaryota; Metazoa; Arthropoda; Insecta; Diptera; Chironomidae. The record is from the annotation of a GenBank genome assembly.
AUGCUGCUCACUUGUUUGAAGCAGAACGAUGCAACAAUUUUAUUACUCACGAAAAAGCUUCAAGAUGCUUUCGUUCAAAAAAUUGAAAAGCUUUCGGAAACCUUUCACGGUAGAUACUUACCUAUAUUUGGAAAUUUAAUUUUGGAAUUUGUAAAGAAUUCGUUCAAUUGGAUGAACUUUGGAAGGAAACUUUCCAAAGCUAAAGUUUGGAAUUGUAAACUUAUUUGCUUUAAGGAAUUUCCUCAGAUGUUGAUUUUAAUAUCUCAAGAGAUAUUCAAGACAUAA